AUGGCGCCGAUUUCAAUUACUGAGCCACCGAUCUCAGAAUCUUUAGAGCCUAUUGCUAUAAUAGGAAUGGGAUGCCGCUGGCCCGGAGACUCAGAGUCCCCUUCUGAGCUUUGGGAUUAUCUUGAAGCGAAAAGAAACUCUUACAGCAAGUUUCCUGAGAGUAGGAUCAAUGGCGAUGCAUUUUAUCAUCCAGAUGGAAACAGGCCGGGCUCAUUCAAGACCGAGGGUGGCUGCUUCAUCAAGUCUGAUGUAAGGCAAUUUGAUGCCAGCUUCUUUGGGAUUCACCCCAAAGAAGUGUUAACCCUGGACCCGGCACAGAGGAAAUUCCUCGAGGUCGUGUAUGAGGCUGUUGAGUCAGCAGGUGUUCCGCUCCACAAGUUUUCGAGUUCUUACACCGGCACCUUUGUGGGCAACUUCAACUAUGACCAUCAAUUGAUGCAUUAUCGGGACCCUGAGAACGCUAUGCCCUAUUCCGUUACUGGGAGUGGCAUCACUAUCCUCAGCAAUCGUAUCAACUAUAUCUUCAACCUCAAGGGUCCGUCCAUGACCUUGGACACGGCUUGUUCAAGCUCUCUCUACGCACUUCAUGUUGCAUGCUCGGCCAUUCAGACCGGAGACUGUGACUCGGCCAUAGUCGGAGGAACCAAUCUGAUCCUAACCCCGGAAUGUCAGAUAUUCUCGUCUGUGCUCGGUGCUGUUUCGCCCACUUCAGUUUGUCACACAUUCGACUCGCGUGCGGACGGAUACGCCCGUGCUGACGGCAUUGGCGCGCUCUACAUCAAAAAGCUUUCCCUUGCUGUAGCCGACGGUGACCCCAUCAGGGCCGUGAUUCGAGGCACGGCAUUCAACGCAAAUGGAAGGACAGGUGGUAUCACACAUCCUAGUCCUGAUGGCCAAGAGGCAUGUAUCCGACGCGCCUACGAGAGGGCUGGCGGACUGGACACGUCGCUCACAGGCUACUUUGAAUGUCACGGCACUGGUACUCCCGUCGGUGACCCCAUCGAAGUGUCAGCCUUGGGCAGGAUAUUCGCUGCAGGUAGAACUGAUGCGAAUCCCCUGCUGAUCGGUUCGAUCAAAUCCAACAUGGGACACAGUGAGCCUUCGAGCGGCAUUGCUGGAGUGAUGAAAGCCGUCUUGGCAAUCGAGCGAGGUGUUAUUCCACCAACAAUUGGCAUUGAGACAUUGAAUCCAAACGUGGAUUUGAAGGAUGGACGGCUCAAAAUUGUCCAACAGAGCACGCCGUGGCCUGAUUUACCCAUCAGGAGAGCCAGCAUCAACUCCUUCGGCUACGGAGGCUCGAAUGCACAUGCAAUUGUUGAAUCCGCUGAGACACUUCUUCCGGGCUACAGAUCUAAACAUCAGGCCAGUAAGGAGUCUGCCGCUCUGGUGGUAUUUGCGAACAGAAAUGGUUUAACGAAGAAGCCACUUCAAAAUGGCGAUACAAACCACAGCACCGCGAAUGGACAUGGCCAUGUUAACGGAAAUGGCAUCAUCAAAGCCAACGGCACCGCGAAUGGGAACGGCCAUACGAAUGGUACAACCCAACACAUUGCAAAUGGAAGAAGUUCGCAAAAGGGACCUCAAAAGUCCCAAUAUCUACUACCCUUUUCGGCACACGAUGAAAAGACAUUACGCACCAAUCAUGGUGCACUUGCUUCAGUAUCAUCCCACUGGAAGCUUGCCGACAUUGCGCACACGCUCAGUGUAAGACGGAGCUUGUUUCAGUAUCGGUCCUUCAUCAUCACAGACGCCAGCAAGGCCGAAAAUGGUAUAUCAGAAAAGAUUUCAACCCCUUUCAAGGUACCGGCGACAGCAACUCCCACCAUAGGUUUCAUUUUCACUGGCCAGGGUGCUCAGUGGCCCCGUAUGGGUGCCGAAUUGAUGGCGGAGUAUCCCAGCUGCCUUGCUACCGUCAGGAGGCUAGACAAUCAUCUCAACGAUCUCGACGAGGGCUACAGUCGACCUUGGAGCAUUGAAGAAGUACUCAGUCAAGAGCCUGAACAAAGCACGGUGCACAAGGCAGAGCUAUCACAGCCCUUGGUGACAGCCUUGCAGAUCAUGUUGGUCAAUUUGCUUUCUCGCUGGAACCUAUUGCCUCGGACUGUCGUUGGACAUUCUUCUGGAGAAAUAGCAGCAAGCUACGCCGCCGGACUCUUGACUGAGAAGGAAGCGAUCAUUACGGCAUAUCUUCGGGGAAAGGCAGUAGCAGAGAACAAGACUGCCGGCCUGAUGAUGGCGGUUGGUGGCGAGCUUUCUACGAUACAACCUCUGGUCGACAGUUAUGACUCGCAGAUUACAAUUGCAUGUCACAACUCUCCAGAAAGCCACACGUUGAGCGGAGAUGUGGAUGCGAUGCUUGAGCUGAAGGCAACUCUAGAAGAAAACAAGAUAUUCUGCCGCGUCCUGCUGACCAACGACAACGCUUACCACUCAGACCACAUGAGGGCACUCGGUCCCAAAUACGAGCGUGACUUGGAGGCUUUGAUGCCCAAGAAGACUGCUGCAGAGACCCUCAAGCAAAGAUCAAAGACUCGAACCUGCCAAGCUGAAUUCUUCUCUUCGGUCUUUGGACACGCCGCCCCUCGGGCCAUACUCGGCGCCAAGUACUGGCGACAAAAUCUCGAAUCUCCGGUUCUCUUCCACCAAGCGGUCACAGAAAUGCUUAUCAACUGCCCUGUUGACAUUCUCGUCGAAGUUGGCCCGCACGGUGCACUUCAAGGACCUCUUCGUCAGCUUUCCAAGAGCAUUAGUGAUAGCACCAAGUUUCCAACAUACUAUCCCACGUUGACUCGUGGCUCCAAUGAUGUGACGAGUAUCCUGACACUAGCCGGAAACUUGUUCACUCUAGGCUAUGAAAUCGACCUUGGUCGGGUCAAUGCCACAGAGACUCGCGGCGGCAAUGAUUAUCAAUUUGCCAAAGUAAUCACAGACCUGCCACGCUAUCAAUGGCAAUAUCCAAACGAUGUUCUAUUGUACGAGAAUCGCUACACUCGUGAAUGGCGACUCCGUCUGCAUGAAAGACAUGACAUCCUUGGGAGCAGGAUACCAGGCACCAACCAGUCAGAGCCUAUUUGGCGAAACAAGCUCAUUGUGAAGAAUGUACCGUGGCUGACAGACCAUCGCAUCGGAAAGGACGUGGUAUUUCCCUCUACUGGCUAUCUCAGUAUGGUAGUAGAAGCGGCAACUCAAGUUGUCGAAGUCGAAGGUCUACAGGCAUCGAGCAUCGAAUUCUACGAUAUCCGGAAUGUUAGUCUAUUCAGGGCUCUCAUGAUACCUGAAGAUGACAUGGGAAUCGAGACUCUGUUCACCUUUAGACCAUCCUCCCUGAAUUCUGUAUCCUCCCAUCAGUGGGUCUUUGACUUUGUCCUCACUUCGGUCGCAAACGAGGAGGGACAGGAUACAUUCGUGGAACACUGUCGUGGUCAGGUGGAAGUCAGUUUCGACAAAUAUGAUUUUGCCGAGAGUAAACUGAUGAGCGAUGUCCACGCUCCUUCUUCGAAGGCGAUCAAUGCAGCACAAUGGUACGAGAGCUUCGCAGCAGCAGGGCUAUGCUACGGACCAAUUUUCCAAGGCCUGUCCAAUAUUUCUGCGAUUGGAAAGCCAAACACCACGCGAGCAGAAGUUGGUUUGGAACCUACCGCAAAGACUAUGAUCAGGGAAUCGCGAUACGUGCUGCAUCCUGCCACCCUUGAUGCCAGCCUGCAGCUCUCGAUUGUCGCAGCGCACAACAACACAGCGACCAAGUUUAAGCGAGGAUUCAUGCCUACUUCUUUCGAAAGCAUCAAGCUGUGGCCGGGAAUCGCAAGCCAGAGCCAUAAGUUCACUGAAGUCUAUGCCAGCUCAACGCUCAAGGGCGUUCGUGGCUUGUCUUCCGACGUUCUAUUGUUGGGUGCACAGGGUCAAAGGAUGCUGGAGGCAACCAAUGUUUUCCUGACUGCUGCUGAUCAGACCGCUCUCAAGCUGAUUGAUGAUCCUGCUCCAUUCACAAGGAUCGUUUGGAAGCCUGAUUUUGAUCACCUCACUUCAAACAUCAUGGCCCAACUGUACCCACCGGUCGUGCUCAGCGACGAUGCAGUGAUCCCCUCUCUGAAUACCCUCGCUUUGCACCAGUUGAUCCAAUUCAAGGCGACUCAUGCACAUGUUUUCGAGCAAGGUUCAGAUCAGCCUCAUCUGCAACGGCUGUUGGACUGGACAACAGAGAAGUUGUCAGCUGCCGAAAAGGAUCCUGCCUCUCCCGCUUCAAGUAUCAUGCAGUACGACGAGUCGCACAGAGCUCAGGAAAUUGAGCGUAUCUCUAGCGGACUCAAAGCUGCGUCUUCUGAAGCUCGACUGAUGUGCCAUCUAUACGAGAAUCUUGCUGCGAUCUACAGUGGGGAAAAAUCAGGUAUCCAGGUAGCAUUGCAAGACAACUUGCUGAUUGACAACUAUGAAAGUGGCCAAGUCUAUCGGGAAGGCAACCAGCGCCUAGCUUCAGCAGUGGCAUUGUACGCCCAUAAACACCCGAAUUUGAGAAUCCUCGAAGUGGGCGCGGGAACCGGGAGUGCGACUAACCAAAUCCUACCGGCUCUCAAAGGAGAGAGCAUCUGGCGUCAAUACUCAGAGUAUCGAUUUACAGAUACGACGCCUUCGUUCCUAGCUAGUGCAGAAGAACGAUUCUCCCGCUUUGGUGGAAUGACCUUUGGAACCUUUGACAUGGAAAAGAGCGGGGAGUCCCAAGGCUACCAGCAGGAUUGGGAUGUCGUGGUUGCCUCAAACGUCAUCCACGCAACGUCCGACAUUCGCAGUACGCUUGUCAAUGUUCGAAACGUUCUCAAGCCGGGUGGCAAGAUGAUACUCCUAGAGUUGACACAAUCACAGCUCAGCGCCGGUCUAGUGCUGGGCACCUUUAGCGACUUCUGGAAAGCGGAUCACGAUCCUAGCUAUCCUCGUUACGAUGGGCCUUUUAUCAGCAAGUCUCUGUGGCAGACUGUCCUUUCUGCUUCAGGCUUCUCAGGGCUUGAUCUCUUCCUAGAUGACUACGCAGGCGCAAAUAUCUCGGCAACUGUCAUUUGUGCAUCAGCCGUGGACGCCCCAACAAGCGUACCGCGUCAGAUCACAAGCCAGGACCAACGGGGCAUUACUCUCAUCUAUCGAUCCCAACCCGCCUCGUUCAUCCAAUCGUUGGCUGCUUCUCUCGCCGAGACCACUGGUAUCGCCGUCGACGUAGCAUCUCUUGCAGAAAUUGAGACUUCUCGCUACAUGAGGUUCAUUUUCCUCUUGGAGACAUCCGAGCCUUUCUUUCUCGAUGCGACAGAGCUGGAGUGGAAGCACGUCCAAUUAGCCUUGGGACGAUCGACAGCAUCCUUAUGGCUGACAUGUGGAGAUCUCAUUACUGGUACUGAGCCCCUCUAUGCUAUGAUAUCGGGGUUGGCAAGAGGAAUCAGAACAGAGAACAGUUCGAUCCGGCUCAGCAUUCUUGACCUGGACAAGACCCCAGUUGACUCUGAUGCGGAGCUCUUCAGACUCAUCGGACAGCUGGAGUCCAGGGUAGCGGACACGAGUAGAACAAAUGAUGACUCCGAGUUCCGACUCAAGAACGAGGAGGCGAAGACCUCAGUAAGCUCUGAUCAAAGCCCUGCUGAGGUACCGCUGAAGGACUUCAAGUCGGCCCCCCUUCAACUUGCUAUCGGCAAGCCUGGAGUUCUGAGUACGGUACACUUCAAGAAGGACCCGGAAUUCUCGAAGCCGCUAGCCGCAGAUGAAGUUGAGAUCGAGGUGAAAUUUGCCGGCCUCAAUAACAAAGAUAUUGCAGUCUUGACAGGCCGUCACCACUCCGACUCCUUUAGUGACGAAUGUUCGGGUAUCAUCACUAAAGUUGGCAGCGAGGUCCAGAACUUCAAGGUUGGUGACUCGGUCUACUGUCAGUCUUUUUCUAGAUUUGGCAAUUUUGUCCGAGACAAGGCAAUCUUCUGUCAGAAGCUCGAGGACGGCGAUACCCUUUCAGGAACAGCCACUCUUCCCAUUGCCUUUUGCACCGCGCUACAUGGUUUGAUCGAUCUGGGUCGGCUGGAAAAAGGCGAGAGCGUGUUGAUUCAAUCCGCUACCGGUGCCGUUGGUUUGGCGGCCUGCCAGAUUGCCAAGAUGGCUGGAGCACAAAUCUAUGCUACUGUCGGCACGGAUCAGAAGAAGGCGGAAUUGCUUCAGAUGGGGUUCGGUAUCCAAGAGAAUUGCAUCCUUCCGUCACGCGACCGAUUUUCGGCCCGAAGACUCCUGGAGAAGACUGGUGGCCGAGGCAUUGAUGUCAUACUCUGCAGCGCUCGUGGAGAACUCAUGCAUGAGUACUGGAAAUGCAUUUCUACUGGCGGACGAUUUGUUGAGAUUGGAAGGACAGAGGUAUUGGAUAAUGGCAGCUUGAGCCUGGAUGUCUUCAGGCGGAAUGCUACAUUCACAUCUUUUGAUCUCGAAGUCAUGAGCAACGAGAAGCCACAGGUGAUUGCUCGUUUGAUGAAAACCAUUCAGCAGCUCAAGAGCGAAGGCCUCAUCACACCUCUCCCUUUUGAAACAUUUGAUGUUGCUGAGAUCGACAGAGCUUUCAUGACGUUCACUAAGGGUGCUCACAUUGGAAAGCUGCUUGUUGAAUACAAUGAGCAGUCGGGAAAAGGUAUCAAGGUACAACGAGAUCCCUUCACUGCCAAGUUUGACCCAGACGCCGCAUAUCUACUAGUCGGCUGUUUAGGAGGUCUUGGCCGAAGCUUUAGUGCCUGGGCUGUGUCACGCGGGGCCCGACAUCUCAUCUACCUCUCUCGUUCGGGAGCGGCUGGCAGUGAAGCACAGGCAUUCCUUGACGAGCUCGCGCACAACGGCGUCGACAUCACGGUCGUGAAAGGUGACGUGACAUCUCUCACUGAUGUGGAAGCGGCCGUCAAGUCCUCGCAAUACCCUAUCAAGGGCGUGGUACAAGGAGCACUCACUCUGCACGAUGGUCUAUUCGCGGACAUGUCGUUGGACCGCUUCUAUGCCACCGUGCGCCCGCGUGUCAUCGGCACGCUGAAUUUGGAUGCGGCGACAAGAGACUGCCCUCUGGACUUCUUUGAGCUUUGGUCCUCGUGGACUGUCAUCUUUGGCACCGCCACGCAGGCCAACUACCUCGCCUCCAACGCCUUCUUGGAUGUCUUUGCCCGACACCGAUGCUCCCGCGGGCUCCCUUGUACCAGCUUGGCGCUGAGUCAAGUCCUUGGAAUUGGCAUUGUCUCGUACAUGCCCGAGUAUCAGCAAGCCAUGAUUCGCAAUGGCUUCUACGGAAACGACGAGGAAGAGUUCUUGCAGUACUGCGAGACGGGCAUCCUGCCGCCAGCCAAAGGCACUCAGGAGGAUCCAACAUUCAAGUACGAUCCUCAGACGGCCGCCCAUCUGCUGGUAGGAAUCGAGCCUGCAGGCCUGAAGAACGUCGACCGCAAGCACCCCUUGUCGGACAUGCUCUGGUAUCGGGAUCCUCGUUUCCAGAACCUGAUCCAGGCUACGGACUUGCUUUCUGCGGGUAGUCAAGAUAAGAGAAGUGCAGCAGCCGAGGAAGGAACAGCGCUGGACCGCAUCCGAGGCAAGAUUUCGCGGCUUCUGUACAUGAACGUCGACGAGGUGGACGCGGACAAGGCUAUCAACAACUAUGGCAUUGACAGCAUGGUGGCGGCCGAGCUGCGGAAUUGGUUCGUCGCUACCUUUGGGAAAGAGGUCAGCAUGUUGAAGUUACUGAGCGCGACAAUGACGGUACAGAAAUUGUCCGAGGAAGCAACCAAAGACAGUGAGUAGAUGGGGUCUGUGAGGGAGCAAUUCCAUGACAGUGCAGGGCAGUUUGGGC
Molecule: messenger RNA, 7834 nt
Organism: Pseudomassariella vexata
Lineage: Eukaryota; Fungi; Ascomycota; Sordariomycetes; Amphisphaeriales; Pseudomassariaceae
Exons: 10
Coding region: 1-7785 (2594 amino acids)
Biological process (GO): secondary metabolite biosynthetic process; fatty acid biosynthetic process
Molecular function (GO): oxidoreductase activity; fatty acid synthase activity; phosphopantetheine binding
Source: RefSeq, a predicted model, not a curated record